Messenger RNA from Selaginella moellendorffii, 1618 nucleotides. RefSeq names its product AT-rich interactive domain-containing protein 5. The transcript has 11 exons. Gene Ontology annotation, cellular component: nucleus. The coding region runs from base 151 to 1452 and encodes 433 amino acids. Lineage: Eukaryota; Viridiplantae; Streptophyta; Lycopodiopsida; Selaginellales; Selaginellaceae. Gene Ontology annotation, biological process: regulation of transcription by RNA polymerase II. The record is from RefSeq and is a predicted model, not a curated record. Gene Ontology annotation, molecular function: DNA binding.
ACGCGUGGCCGUUGGAUCCCGUUCACAUCCAACGGCGGUCUGCUGGGGACGAAGGGCUGAGCUAUGGAGGAUAUGGGGUUUUCGCGCAGCGCCUAGCGCGGGGAGCGCGACCAGCGCGACGAGCUCUUGCGGUGCGAAAUUCUGGCAGGGAUGGAUUCCGAGGGCAUGAAUCCGGGGAGCUUCGACGAGAACGACGACGCCGGCAAUGGUCCCGAGGAGGAGCAGCAGUACAUGGCGCCGUGGGGGGAGGAGCCCGGGGAGGAGGCGGCGGCGGCGUCGCCGACGCACAGCGGAUUCCAGGCUGAGGAGGUGAGCUACGAAGGCAAGGAGCAAGAGCAUGAGCAAGAGCCCGGCGUAAGCCAGGAAGCGAAUGGCGUGGAGAAUGAGUAUAGCGGCGGCGAUGGCGCUGGGAACGAGCUCGCGGCGACGCAGUACACGGAGUCUUCGGCGCUGGACAAGGAUGGGAACCUGGAGGAUGGGUUUGCGGAGACCUCCGAGGACGAUGGCGAUGGCACUGUGGAGGAGCAAUUGGCAUUCGUCAAGGAGCUGGAGAAGUUCUUCCGGGAGAGGAGCAUGGAGUUUAAAGCUCCCAAGUUCUAUGGAGAGGAGCUCAAUUGCCUCAAGUUGUGGAAGGCUGUGAUGAAACUGGGAGGAUACGAACAGGUGACCUCUGGAAAGCUUUGGCGUCAAGUCGGCGAUUCCUUCAAACCCCCCAAAACGUGCACAACCAUUUCGUGGUCCUUCCGUGGCUUCUAUGAAAAGGCACUUCUCGAGUAUGAGAAGUUCACGACGGGAGUUUCGGUCUACCAUGAUCAACCGGGCGAUCCUUCGAGGUCCGAGGACGGUUUGUCUUCGGCCCCUAUACAGCCUCCUGGAAGGGCGAGGCGAGAUGCAGCGGCAAGAGCUAUGCAGGGAUGGCAUUCUCAACGUGGGAAUGGAGACUUAGUAGAACUGCCCUCGAAGGACAAGAGCUCGGCUAGACGUGAUAAACGAGGCUUCUUGAAACGGAAAGAUGGUUCUGGCAAAGGGAAGAAGGAGAACAGCUAUGACGACUCUCAUCUUUCCGCAAAGAAGAAGCUCGCAAAGCACGAGCCCUUGAAAGGCAAGGCAGUACACAGCGGCCUCGAUCUGGACGUGAUUGACGAAGGUCCACAAGCCGACUGGGUGAAGAUCAAUGUCCAUCAAACGCGCGAAUGCUUUGAGGUGUAUGCUCUUGUUCCAGGACUAUUGCGAGAGGAGGUAAGGAUACAAUGCGAGGCCGGAGGAAGGCUUGUCAUUGCUGGAGAACCCGAACAACCUGACAAUCCUUGGGGAGUUACUGCCUUUAGAAAGGUGAUCAAUCUGCCGCUAAAGAUCGAUGCUCAUCAAACAUCGGCCGUUGUUACGCUCCACGGGCAGCUGUUCAUCAGAGUUCCAUUCGCUCAAUCUUCGUCGGAGCAGCAGCAGUCAUGACGAAAGUUCUAGCGGAGAAAAAAAAGAAUCAGAAACGAAAGAAAAGAAGAAUGAUAAAGCGCGAAAGAUUUGGAGCUGCUGUGUGAUUCAUUCGUGGGGAAGAAGGCGAAGGGAUGUAAAUUCUUUUUAAUGGAGAAACAACAAAGAGAAAGUAUUGCUAUGGGUC